AUGUCCGACCAUCUCAGUCUAAGACAGAUCUUGACCGGGUCCCAGUACUCGUCGCAGCACGUGUCUGCGCCGCAGUCGCGUGCUGGCUCCCAUCCAGCAAGCAUUGCAGAAUCUUCAACAAGUUCUGUGUCGUCGCUUCCACGUGAUAUGGAGCAAGGCGCGCCUUCCUUUGCUGGAGCACAAUCUUUCACAGGCCGCUCUUCCCAUCGUGCAAGCUCUAUUUAUCGCCGUGGUCAAACGCAAUACAUCACUUCUCCAUAUGAUUUGGCCACGAUUGCCGGGUCUAUCACUGCACCGGGCGUACAGCAGUACCAAGCUCCCAUUCAAGAGAUCAUCCCCAAUACACAAGAUGCAGUGUAUUCGCAAUACGAACGUGUUUCCGUAGCUCCACCUACAACACGUCUCUCUAAAAAACUUUCGCUUCUAACGGGCCAUGUUCCCGAAGAGUACGAAAUGGACGAUCAAAUGCAUCAUUAUCAAGCCUCCACAACAACCGGUGGCGGUGCCUCGCGUGCCGCCCCGACUAUUGGUCAACAGAUAUACACUGAAUUGGAUUUGGGCGGCGACGCCUUCGAACCAAUCCCCAUGAUGGUCAAAACCAAGACUUUGCAUCAAAACCCUCAAACACCAACAGUGCUACCUUCCACAUACCGCCCUAUCAACCGUUGGGCCAUGAUCCGUCACACUUAUUUGCGUGAAUUCUUGGCAGAGUUUCUAGGGACCAUGAUGAUGAUGGUCUUCGGUGAUGGGAUUUGUUGUCAAGUCAACCUGGGUGCGCAAAUUCAGAAAAACCAAUAUGAAAACCAAUUGAUCACCCUUCAACAGGCAGGUGUCAUCGACAGUAACACUGUCCAAUUAUGGAAGACUCUUGAAAAAAUCGCUGCACCAUCAUCUGCCGGUACCGCCACAAACAUCCCUCUGGGUUGGGCCUGUGGUGUCAUUUCUGCAUACUUCAGUGCCGGUGGUAGUUCCAUCUCCGGUGCUCAUUUGAACCCUGCAAUCACUCUUGUAAGUGCUGUGUUCCGUGGAUUCCCCUUCCGUAAAAUUCCCAUCUAUUUCAUCGGCCAAUUCCUCGGAGCCUUUAUAGGCGCCUACGUCGUUUACGCUUACCACAAGAGAGUCAUCCAAGAGGCUUACCCUGACGAUUGGUGGAAGAAUCAAAGUGUUAUGUCUAAUUUUUUUGUGUUCCCACAGAGUUUCCUUAGUGUGCCUCGUCAAUUCGUCUCCGAGUUCAUGUCCACUGCUAUUCUAUUAAUCGGUAAUUUCGCCAUGUCGGAUCCUUACACCUGUUUGUCCACCGAAUUAUUCCCCGUCACUCUUUUCUUGCAUAUUUUGGUUGUCAAUAUGUCCCUUUCAUACCAGACCGGGUGUGCAAUGAAUCUGGUCAGAGACUUGGGGCCCCGUCUUGCUCUAUAUACAAUGGGGUUCGAACGUCAUAUGAUUUGGGUGCAACACCAUCAUUUCUUUUGGGUCCCCAUCGUCGCUCCCUUCUUUGGUGCCUUGAUGGGUGGUCUUAUCUAUGACGUUUGUGUUUAUCAAGGUCAAGAAUCCCCGGUGAAUUGGCCAUUGGCGGUUUACAAAGAAUGGUGCUUACGUGUUUGGCACAAGAGACCAGGCUACAAGACACGUCUCCGUCAACGUCAAGUGAGUAGUUUCAGCGGUAUGAGUAGUUUUGUACGUGACGACGAUCUGGACCACCACCCAGAUUUCGAUGGCAAUAUGGAGGAAGCCACACCUCUUGCACAACCACCAAUGCCUCAGAACGUCUCUGCAACUUCAACUGACCCAUCCCAAAUCCAUCCAACUCAAAAACAUGUCCAAUUUGAAAACGUUGGCGCAAGUAGGUACAGUUGGGAAAGUGAAGGAGCUACCAUGGAUAGUGACUCGAUGUUGGAGACCCCAAGUGUAUUGGACUCCAUCAAAGAUGGCGACGCUACAAGCAGCAGUGGUAUGCCCACUCUAAAGGAAUCUUCAUCAACACAUUCUUCUACAUAA
Molecule: messenger RNA, 1995 nt
Organism: Henningerozyma blattae CBS 6284
Lineage: Eukaryota; Fungi; Ascomycota; Saccharomycetes; Saccharomycetales; Saccharomycetaceae
Product: MIP/aquaporin family protein
Exons: 1
Coding region: 1-1995 (664 amino acids)
Biological process (GO): glycerol transmembrane transport; water transport
Cellular component (GO): plasma membrane
Molecular function (GO): glycerol channel activity; water channel activity
Source: RefSeq, a predicted model, not a curated record